UUUUGAAUGAAAAUGUAAAGCGAAUGUCCACAUGUGGUAUUAUAGAGGUGGGGGCCUAAUGCAAGUGGGAAUUUGGUUCUUUUAAUAACCAGGGGAUUCGCACCCGCGGUUAGUCGAGGGCAUACCCCAAUUUGGUUAUCUUACUCGUAAUUUGGUGUCAUAAGACAAGUCAGUGGUGCACUAUAAAAGUUAUAAUAAUGUAAUUAUGUACAGGUACAUUCCAAAAUAAAUCAUAGAAAAAGAAAAUUAGCUAUGAUUUUUCAUAAAUCUCUGAGGGCUUUUAAACUCGUGAUAGGAUUUUCACCCUCAAAAUUUGACAUUUAUGUAGAAGAAAUGCCAAGGACAAGAAUAAUGUUUACCCAGUAGUCAUUAUUUGUAUUGCACGGAACGAGACCAAUAGAAAUGUCGUCCCGAGAAAUCCUCUGCACAUUUGAAGCGAUACCAUUUAUUUCCCGAUUACGGUUAACGAGCGCGACGUGAGGGAACCAUCUUGUCGCUUUUUCAUCUUGGUCACGUUGAGUGCGCAUGCGUGGCCCUUCCAGGAAGUAAAGCUCACCGGUGCAUUGGACGCGCCGUAGCUUAAAGUUGUCAGACCAGCCCGGAACUAAAGAGCUCCAUGCUGGACAUCGUCCUCCUGUUUAGUGAGGAGGACGAUGUCGCUGUGACAAGACCACUUGUCGACCUCUAGCGACAAGCCAGCUGACUAAAAGCGUGGAGUUAUUGCGCUUUUGAUUUUCUCUCAGGAAGCUACAAACGAGUACUUCCUGUUUACUCUUCGACCUCGGAUCUCUUAAAGGGACAGGAUGAAAUAAUCGAACGCGAUCGAUUCAUCGAGCGUGAAAUGAGGGAAAAGCUCUUUACGUCGACGCCGUUCCGCGUUCAGCGACUUUGAGGAGCUUUCCGACAUGGAGCACUGGUGCGAGGACUGGAUGUCGAAUUUGCCGGAGGAGCUGCUGGACGUCCCGCUGACCCACUUGGCCAUACCUGGAAGUCAUGACACAAUGAGCUACUGCUUGGACAUCACCUCCCCCUUGGUGAGGUCCGAGUCCGACCUGUUCAGGUUGCUGGAUGAAUUUUGCUGCUGCCUCACCAGGCCCACCGUCUUUAAAUGGGCCACCACGCAGGACCGCUGCAUCGAGGACCAGCUGUCGAUGGGCAUUCGAUACUUCGACCUGCGGGUGGCGCACAAACCGGGCGACAGUUCGUCCGAGUUGUACUUCACGCACAUCUUGUACACGCACGUGACCGUCUUGGACACGCUGUGGUCCGUGGCCUCCUGGCUGGAGGGUCACCCCAAGGAGGUCGUCAUCCUGGCCUGCCGACACUUUGAGGGGCUCAGCGACGCGUUGCAUCGCUUCUUCAUAUGCAAUCUCAAGAAGAUCUUUGGAUCCAAACUCUGUCUGCGCCAGGAAGCGGACUGGUCCCUGCGGCGUCUGUGGUCGUCGGGCCGUCAGGUCCUGCUCUCGUACGACGCCGACGUCGCUUCUCGACACGCCGAGCUGCUCCCCGGCAUCCCCUACUGGUGGGCCAACCAGCGCACGGCCCGCGCCGCCAUCAACUUCCUGGAGUGGAACAAGCAGCUCGGACGGCCGGAGGGUUUCUUCGUGGCGGGCCUAAACCUGACGGCGUACAGGAAGUACAUCAUCACCAACCCCAAGGAGUCUCUGCGCACGCUGAGCCGGGGCCAGUGGCAGAGCCUGAGCGAGUGGGUGAAGGAGCAGACCCCCGGCUCGGACCCCUGCAGCCUCAACAUCAUCGCCGGGGACUUUGUCGGCCCGCUGCCGCUCUGCCCCCUCGUCGUCGGGCUCAACGGGAAACUGCUGACGGACAAAAAGCGGAGCGCGGAAAACGGAUGCUAGCCCGAGUGCCCGGCGGCGGACACUCGCGCCGGCCAAUCGACUCUGUUCGUUGAACAAUAUCUUUAUUAUAUCGAGAGUCGCUAAUGUCAAAGUUUGCUUCCCGUGGUGGUCACAAUAUUAGGGAUAGCGCUCACUAUGAUUCGUGCAUCCAUCCGUUGUAUCGACAGCCAUGCAACAACGUGAUUAAUUAAAUCCUGCAGCCUAACGAGUGAAUAAGAAGAGCUGCUACUAUUGGGAAUGUUUUGGUUUCCCUGGUGGUCGCAAUAUUAGGAACAGCUCUCAGUAGGUUGGAAUUAAGACACACUUCCAUUGAUAAGUGUAAAAUAUAUACGAAUCAAAUAUGGAAUACAAAAAAAAUAACUCAAAUUGACUUUGUUCUGACCAAGCAAGAAACACUUGACUCAGUCUAAAAUUCACUUUAUUACUUGAGUUGUUAAAUGUAAAAAAAAAAAAAAAAAAAUCAUCGUUUAUAUAUAAAAUCAAAAUAUAAAAAUGUCAACAAAUUGAACAAUCAAUAAUAGUGCCUCUAAAAUGAAUACAUAAUUUGGUUGUUAUUUCACACUUUUGAUAAAUAUAAAAUAUCUAUAUGAAGAGAAUAUACCUAUGUAAUAAAAUCAAAACUAAAAUUUUAAUUUUUAGUCCAAGCCAGAAACAAAAAUAUAAAUAGAGCCUCGAAAAUGUACUAAUUACCUGGCUGCUUUUAAUGCAUAUUUUAGUUGUUAAAUGUUAACAACAUAAUAUAUAUAUAACAUUUGAUAUCAAAAUUUAAAAAGUCUAAUCAAAUAAUCUUUACAAAUAACCAUGAAGUGUAAGACUCCACAAUACUCCCUCUGUAAUGAACACAUUUCUUGUCUCAUUUAUAUUGCAAACUUUACGUGCUGGCUGUAAAGAAGGAAAAAAAAAAAAGUUCAGGAACAUUUUGACACUGAAAGCAACGAGCAGCAACCACGUGGUGCAAUUAUGUAAUAAUGGCAGCAUUUUAUUAUUUAGGUUUUUUUUUUUUUUUUUUUUUUUAUACAU
Phyllopteryx taeniolatus (common seadragon) is the source of this 2879-nucleotide messenger RNA. RefSeq names its product PI-PLC X domain-containing protein 1 (gene plcxd1.2). The coding region runs from base 906 to 1859 and encodes 317 amino acids. NCBI's taxonomy places the organism in Eukaryota, Metazoa, Chordata, Actinopteri, Syngnathiformes, Syngnathidae. The record is from RefSeq and is a predicted model, not a curated record. Gene Ontology annotation, molecular function: phosphoric diester hydrolase activity. Gene Ontology annotation, biological process: lipid metabolic process. The transcript is spliced from 6 exons.